Myzus persicae (green peach aphid) is the source of this 1550-nucleotide messenger RNA. RefSeq lists its product as uncharacterized. The coding region runs from base 289 to 1137 and encodes 282 amino acids. Lineage: Eukaryota; Metazoa; Arthropoda; Insecta; Hemiptera; Aphididae. The record is from RefSeq and is a predicted model, not a curated record. The transcript is spliced from 2 exons.
GCACGGAGUCCACCUCGUCAGAGUCUGUUCAUUAGUUUCGCGCGACGAGUCGAUCGGCCAAUUAAAGACAGACGAUAUAAAAUAAAAAAAAAAAAUCGAAAACUAAUCGAAAAAUAGAAACGGCACCGGACCGAAGUUAUAUAUACGCGGACAGACGUCUGCGACCGCAUCAGUGCGAGUCUCGACACAUCCGAACGACGACCAGGGCGACCUUAUCGUUACAAUAUACGUAUUUAUAAUAUAAAAUUAUUGAUUUCAAGUAUACUUACGUACAAGUAUACCUCCAACAUGUCCACAAUCAUCAAGUGGUGUCUAAUCGGGAUCCUUGUCGUCGUGCGGUGUUCGUCGGGCCGAGGCGAUUUAGGACCGGAAAGGUCGUUCGGCGCCCUGCGGUGCACUUCCGCCGACGGCCCUGGCACGUGUCUGUUCAAAGGCCUCGUCAAGAACGCCUUGCUGUACGCCGCGAGCCGAAGGGAAGACGUCUCGGCCUCUUCCGCCGAUGACAGCAAAGUGGCCGAUGGCGGCCAUCUCCAGCAGCAGUCCAAAGGCAUCGAGGAAUACCUCAUCGAGCAGAUUCAGAACAUAUUCGGACUGUUUUCGUUCGGGUUCGAUUUGCCGACCGAAGUUACCGCCCCGUGGUCGCUGCUCAAGUCGUCGUUCCUCAACGGUCGAGGCAAAAAGAACAAGAACCUCGGCCCGAUGCUGGCCGCCGGUGUGGCCAUGAUGGCCGGCACGCUGCUGCCGCUGGCGUUCGGCGCGCUGUUCAUGUUGGCCGGCAAGGCGAUCAUGACCAGUCUGCUGGCCAUCACCAUUUCCGGGAUGCUCGGUUUGAAGUCGCUAUUCAGCAAACACGAACAGGGCCACGUCAAAGCGUACUCCGCCCCGUCGGCUCACUUCAGCGAGGCGCAGUUCGAACAGGAGCUGGGCGUGUACAAGGGCCAGACCGAGGCCAAGAUGCACAGCUCGUCGGCCAACUACUACGCGGGCGAGUCCAACCCUCCGGGCGCGUACUUUAAGGGGGUGCGGCCACAGCAGCAGCAGCACCACGAAGAAGGGCCAGACCAACCGGCAGAGUAUUACUCGUCAGCGGGUCUGAUGGUGCCCAACAAAAUCCCAGUGGUGGAGAAAAACGACUAGAUGACUGCAAAUCGUAUAUUUCAUAUUGUAGUUGGGUAAAAUAUUUUUGCCGUGUUACAUUUAUUAAUUUAUUAACGCUAACAAAUAAUUGUAUUUAAAAUUAUAAUUAUUAUUAUUGUUGUUGUUGUUGUCGUUGUCGUCGUCGUUAUUGUCCGUCCUCGCGGUGAGAUUGUUAUUCUAAGUAUAUUAAUAUUAAAAUAAUACACUAUUGAUAUUUUUAAGACGAAAUGCGCGAUUUCAUCUUUAUUUUAGAGUAAAAAUUCUUAAAUUAUUGUAACUACUGAAGUGUGAAGUGAUGCGAAGGAGGGGGGGGCUGAAAAUAAUAAAAAAAAGACUAUGUAUUGUUAAUGCGUACCAAUUGUAGUAUAUAAGUGAUGUAACAUUGUAAUCAUAUGAUAUUAUUUAUUUGUAAA